Messenger RNA from Triticum turgidum subsp. durum (durum wheat), 822 nucleotides. NCBI's taxonomy places the organism in Eukaryota, Viridiplantae, Streptophyta, Magnoliopsida, Poales, Poaceae. The record is from the annotation of a GenBank genome assembly.
AUGUGCAACUAUAAGUCCGAGGUGCAAUCCGUGGACUUCCAGACUAAGGCUCCUGAAGUUGCUAGUCAAGUGAACUCUUGGGUAGAGAAUGUCACAACAGGUCUCAUCAGAGAGAUCCUCCCUGAAGGGUCUAUUGACUACAACACUAGACUGGUUCUUGGUAAUGCCCUUUAUUUCAAAGGACUUUGGAAUGAGAAAUUUGACGAAUCUAAGACAAAAUACGACAAGUUCCACCUUUUAAAUGGGAACACUGUUCAAACACCAUUCAUGUCCAGUACAAAUAAGCAAUACAUUUCAUCUUCCGACGGCUUGAAGGUACUUAAGCUUCCAUAUCAGAAAGGUGGAGACAAUAGGCAAUUCUCCAUGUACAUUCUUCUUCCGGAAAGACUUGAUGGUCUCUGGACCUUAGCCAAUAGGUUGAGCACUGAAUCAGAGUUCAUCGAGAAGCAUAUACCAACGGAGAAAGUUGUAGUUCAGCAGUUCAUGCCGCCAAAGUUCAAGAUAUCAUUUGGAUUUGAAGCAACCAAUUUGCUCAAGAGUUUGGGUCUUCAGUUGCCAUUUAGCAAAGAGGCAAACCUUUCAGAGAUGGUGAAUUCUCAGGUGGGCCUAUUCCUCUCAUCUGUUUUCCACAAGUCAUUUGUCAAAGUGAACGAGCAAGGAACUGAGGCUGCAGCGGCAACUAGUGUAGCGAUCGAACAACAACAGAUGCCCAUUGUGAUGGACUUCAUUGCAGAUCACCCUUUCCUCUUCCUUAUCCGAGAAGACGUCACUAGUGUGGUUCUCUUCAUCGGUCAUGUGGCAAAUCCCCUCAUGUCUUCAUAA